AUGAUAGCCCCCACUUCGUAUAAACUGCCUGCACUUUUCUACCAAGUACUUGCUCUCAUCACCAUGGGCUCCAUCUUCUCCGCAAUCGGCAGCGGCAUCAACGCCAUCAUCUCUGCCAUCGCCAAUGUCAUUAUGACCAUCGUCAGCGUGAUUGUCACCAUCAUCGUCACCAUCAUUGACGUCAUCCUCGACAUCCUAUGCUGCAACUGCUUCGGGGGUCGUACACGUCGUACCGGCACCCACAGCUACAGGUUCGGAGGUGGGACAGGCGUGUAG
Messenger RNA from Sparassis crispa, 276 nucleotides. RefSeq lists its product as hypothetical. The transcript is spliced from 4 exons. NCBI's taxonomy places the organism in Eukaryota, Fungi, Basidiomycota, Agaricomycetes, Polyporales, Sparassidaceae. The coding region runs from base 1 to 276 and encodes 91 amino acids. The record is from RefSeq and is a predicted model, not a curated record.